Messenger RNA from Aphanomyces astaci, 1926 nucleotides. RefSeq lists its product as hypothetical. Gene Ontology annotation, cellular component: extracellular region. Bases 1 to 1926 code for a protein of 641 amino acids. The record is from RefSeq and is a predicted model, not a curated record. Gene Ontology annotation, molecular function: protein binding; serine-type endopeptidase activity. The transcript has a single exon. Gene Ontology annotation, biological process: proteolysis. NCBI's taxonomy places the organism in Eukaryota, Oomycota, Saprolegniomycetes, Saprolegniales, Verrucalvaceae.
AUGAUGAUGGGAUGGAAAGCCGGGGUUUUGGUCUUGUCCAUCUCGGUGGCGUUGUCCAUGGCCAAAGUGUCGAUGGGUGUCCACCGCGCGUUCGAAGUCGCAUCCACUGCGGACGUCGUCGUCGAGUACGCGCGGCCCUCGUCCGUGCACACGUUAAUGGCCGCCCUCCCCAUCCACCUGGACCACCAAGACACCUCCUCGUCGUCCCCGUUGAACCAACGAGAUAACGCCCGACGCACAGCCAUGUACCAAACGCUGGUCGCUGAAUCCACCAAAGCGCGCGCCGUGCUCGCCGCGCACUUUCCGUCGGCGCAAUGCACCCAUGUGUGGAUCAAGACGUCGGCGUUUUGCAACGGGCUGACUGUGGACCAAGUCCACGGCAUCGCCGCCUUGUCCAGCGUCCACAAGAUCGACGUGCCGUUCACGGUGCGGUUGCACUCGACGUUGUCACGUGAUGGACGGAAGGCGGUUCGUCCCGUUCAAAAGAAAGCCGCCGCCGAUGCCAACAUCUCGUCCGACGACCCCCCAUCGUCGUCGUCGUCGAGGGUGGUCGAGUGGGGGGUGGCGACGAUCGGGGCCCCGGACGUGUGGCAUCACACGACCGGCGAAGGCAUCGUCGUUGGUUCCAUCGACACGGGCGCCAACGCCAACCACGAAGCAAUUAAACACAACUUCCGACGGGUCAAAGGCUGGUUCAACCCGUACAACACCACCACCGACAUCGGCGGCGAUGAUCUACCGAUGGACUCGCACGGCCACGGUACACACACGAUCGGGACCAUGGUGGGGUCGCAUGGCAUCGGCGUGGCCCCGGGCGCUCAGUGGAUCGCGUGCCUCGGGUUGAACGGCGACGUGGGCAGCCAGCUGGCAUUGGUGCAGUGCGCGCAAUUUGUAAUGUGUCCGUCGCGACGAGACGGCUCGCACUCCGAGUGCAAACUUGGCGCGGACGUGGUCAACAACAGCUGGGGCGACGAUGGCGGCGGCGCGUACAACGACUGGUUCCAAGACAUCGUGGCCAUCUGGCAGUAUGUUGGGAUCACGCCCGUGUUUUCCGCGGGCAACAGCGGCCCCAACUGCGCCACCACCGGCAACCCCGCCCGGUACGACAACGUGCUCGCGGUGGGCGCGGUCGGGUCGUACGCAAACGAUCCGACCCAGCUGGCCUUCUUCAGUGCCAAGGGACCUGUGACCGCGGGGUACCCGUCCUCGUCUUCAAACGCGACGACGGCUGGCGGCUGGCGAGGCAAGCCGGACGUGGUCGCGCCAGGCUUCUUCACCGUGUCGGCCAACGCCCGCGAUGACGCGGGGUACGUGGCACUCGCAGGAACGUCCAUGGCGUCUCCCCAUGUAGCGGGCGUGGUGGCGCUGCUGAAGAGCAAGCAACGAGAUCUCACAUACGCCGACAUUUACCGCCUCAUCACGUCCACGGCGGACCGCGCCGUCCUCCAGCCGGAACCCGCCACAUGGACGUUCAAGAAUGGAUCGGUGCUUGGCCCUGGAGCGGUCAACUGCGGCGACGUGUUGGAUUCAGCUUGGCCAAACAACCGAUACGGGUAUGGCCGGGUGAACGUAGCCGCCAUGUUUCGCGAGGACGGGUCGUUGAAGUGCGCGGAAGGGGAUGAUGACGGUGAUGCAUCGCCGUCACCUCCACAUGUAACCACGAGUCUUCUACCUCGACCACCAGCGACUACUAGUACUAGUACAACUCGCGCGUGCAGUGCCGCGGAAACGGACGUUGACUUUCUUGGUCAUGACCUGUAUGGAGUUAAAGCGACGAAUGCCGCCGACUGCUGUGGGCUAUGCAUGGAACAGGAGGCUUGUGCGGGGUUCUCGCAUCUUCACGGGGUGUGCUUCCUCAAGCAAGUCAUGGGCGAACGCGUCGACAAGACUGGCGCUGUCUCCGGUCGGGUGGUGGUGGUGGGGUGA